UUAAAGCAGUAAACGAAACGAGUUUUCAAAAUUUAUUAUUUCUUACUAUCUUAAUAUUAGUAAGAAAAUAUUUAAUUUGCUUGACAUUCCCGCCUUCUGUUCCUUGUAUUACAUAACCUAAUGCCAUAGAAAUAAUAGAAAUCGUAGAAUAAGCCUGCUGAUGACUGAGCAACAGCAACCUAUUUAGCUUUGUUCUUUAGUUCCUAUUUUAAGGCUUUAAAAUUGCAGUAGGAAAUAGUUUUUUAAAAUAUAAUUUUUUUUGUAGACAUAAUAACCUAAAUAAAAAGUGAGUUACGAAUUACCCAUAUAAUUUAGCAUUAAAUAAUCCCUCAUUGUUGUUAAAUAAAAUCAAAAUUUCUCCACUAUGAGUGUUCCACAUGGAAAACAAGAAAUCACUGAUCCUGUUGAAGAAAUGUUAAAGAAAACCGGAUGUAUUAAUCAUCAUUACAAAGUCCAGGAAUGCAUAGCAGAAACACAAGACUGGAGGAAAUGCCAACGGCAAGUUUCUGAUUUUAGAAAAUGUAUGUCAGAGUAUGAAGAAAAGAGGAAACAAGGAUUAGUCACUUAAUUAGUAGGAUUUUUAUGAUCAAUGAACUGAUUCUGAUAAGUAAUAGAAAAUAAGAAUUUUCUAGUUAAUAAAUCUUUGAA
Tribolium madens (black flour beetle) is the source of this 648-nucleotide messenger RNA. RefSeq names its product cytochrome c oxidase assembly factor 4 homolog, mitochondrial. The coding region runs from base 365 to 568 and encodes 67 amino acids. Lineage: Eukaryota; Metazoa; Arthropoda; Insecta; Coleoptera; Tenebrionidae. The record is from RefSeq and is a predicted model, not a curated record. The transcript is spliced from 2 exons. Gene Ontology annotation, cellular component: mitochondrial intermembrane space. Gene Ontology annotation, biological process: mitochondrial respiratory chain complex IV assembly.